Messenger RNA from Triticum urartu, 3321 nucleotides. RefSeq lists its product as uncharacterized. The record is from RefSeq and is a predicted model, not a curated record. NCBI's taxonomy places the organism in Eukaryota, Viridiplantae, Streptophyta, Magnoliopsida, Poales, Poaceae. Gene Ontology annotation, molecular function: protein binding.
UUUCCCCGAUUGGAUUGGACGAAGGAUUCAACGGCGUAAAUCCAACUCCCCCACUCCGCCGGCAACCUCACCCCUCUCCGUUCACAGUCUUAGAUUCGUCAACCGCCUCCUAGGCCGCUCGCCGGCGGCCAGGACCACCGGAGUUUCUGAGUCCCCUUUCUCUCUGACGGAGGUGCGCUGCUCGUCCUGCGCUUGCCGCUCCUCUUCAUCGCCACUGUUGAGGGCAUCGAUUGCAACCCGCGGCGGCGGCGAGCGGUUCCCCCGAGAGCUUGGUUAGUGCGCGCGCGCGCCGAGCAUCGCAGGUGACGCCACUAGAGCGCGGUGCGGCGGCGCACGCACGGUCAGCCUUCCCGGAGGGCAAGACCCGCGGCUGUGGCGGGCCGAGCUCCGCUGGAGACGGCCAGCAAUGCCAACCGGCCGGCUGUCCUCCAUCUUCACCAGCAAUGCAACCUCCUCCUUCAGGGCUCCUUCGCCACAGCCACGAGCCCCCCUCGCCGCCUUGGCUGCCACCACAGAGCGCGUGUGUGCCGGAACGCUAAGACCGGAGGAGGCGCACCACCUGUUCGACGAAUUGCUGAGCCAAGCCGCCGCCGUCCCGGAACGCGGGCUGAACAACUUUCUUGCCGCACUAGCCCGUGCUCCACCCUCAGCUGCCUGCAGCGAUGGCCCCGGCCUUGCCAUCACCCUCUUCAACCGCAUGUCCCGAGGCGCUGGUGCACAGGUGGUGUCGCCCACGCUCUGUACCUAUUCCAUUCUCAUGGACUGCUGCUGCCGUGCAGGCCGCCCGGACUUGGUGGUUGCCUUCUUUGGCCGCCUCCUCAGAUUGGGGCUGCGCUUGAAUGUCAUCUCCUUCAACAACCUCCUCAAGGGGCUCUGCCAGGUCAGUACAAAUGAGGCUGUGGACUUGUUGCUCCACCGGACACCUGAACUGGACUGUGUGCCUAAUGUCUUCUCGUACAGCAUCGUAAUCAACGGCUGUUUUAAAGAAGGUGAAGUAGACAAAGCGUGCAAUCUCUUCCAUGAGAUGCCCCAACUGGGAGUUCAACCUAAUGUGGUCAUCUACACCUCAAUUAUCGAUGCACUAAGCAAGUGCGGAGCCAUGGACAAGGCAGAAGUGGUCCUUCAGCAAAUGGUUGAUCAAGGCAUUGAACCCAACAUCAGGACAUAUACUAGCCUGAUACAUGGAUAUUCCGCUUCGGGUCAGUGGAAGGCGGCAGCUAGAGUAUUCAAGGAAAUGGUAAGUGUUGGUGUUCUACCAAAUGCUGUCACUUUGAACUCAUUUAUGGAUUCACUUUGCAAGCAUAGAAGGACAAAGGAUGCUAGAGAUAUUUUUGACUCCAUGGCUGCAAAGGGCCAAAAACCUGAUAUUUUCUCCUACUCUAUUAUGCUAAAUGGGUAUGCUAAAGAAGGAUACUUCGAGGAUAUGACUGAUCUCUUCAAUUUGAUGGUACUGAAUGGUAUUGUACCUAACCACCAUAUUUUCAACAUACUGAUCAAUGCAUAUGCUAAACGUGGACUGAUGGAUGAGGCUAUGCACAUGUUCGAAGUAAUGAGGCAACAAGGAGUAAACCCAAAUGUAGUUGACUAUGUAGUAGUAAUGGAUUCACUUUGCAAAAUGGGUAGGAUGGAUGCUGCUCUGGACAAAUUUACUCAGAUGGUCAAUCAAGGAGUUUCACCUAACAAAGCUGUUUACCAAUGCCUGGUUCUGGGUUCUUGCUCUCAUGGUCAUUUUGUGAAAGCCAAGGAAUUGAUCUCUGAAGCAAUUAAUAGAGGUCUGUUUUCUAACAGUGUGUUCUUCUAUCCUGUAAUAAACGACCUAUGCAAAGAAGGAAAGGUGAAGGAGGCACAGGAUAUGUUUGACUUCAUUCUAGGUAUUGGUCGGCGGCCUGAUGUGAUUAUGUACAAUUCACUGAUGGAUGGAUAUUGCCUUGUUGGCAAGGUGGAGGAAGCACUGAGAGUACUUGAUGCUAUGAAGUCUGCUGGCCUCCAACCUACUGCUGUUACGUAUGCUAUACUUCUUAAUGGCUACUGUAAAAUUGGCAGGAUCGCCGAUGGAUUGAGUCUUUUCAGGGAAAUGUCACUCAGCGGGGUUAAACCCACGACUUUUAUGUACAACAUUAUACUUGAUGGGCUGUUUCGCUCCGGGAGAGCAGUUUCUGCAAAGGAAAAAUUCCGUACGAUGAGCGAAAGUGGCAUACCAGUGGGCAUUGUCACAUACAACAUAGUUCUUCAUGGAUUUUGUAGAAACAAUUGCACUGAUGAAGCAAUAGAGCUGUUCAAGAAACUACGUGGAAUGAAUGUGAAGAUUGAUGUCAUAACACUCACUACCAUGAUUUCUGCAAUGUUUAAAACUAGGAGAAUUGAAGAAGCCAAGGAUUUGUUUGCUACUAUAUCAGCCAUUGGGUUGGUGCCUUCUGUUGUGAGUUACAGUGUAAUGAUGACGAAUUUCAUAAAAGAAGGGUUGCUGGCAGAGGCUGAUGAUAUGUUUUUAGCAAUGGAGAAGGCUGGCUGUGCUCCUGACUCGAGACUGCUAAAUCACGUGGUCAGAGUGUUGCUGGAGAAUGGUGCAGUUGUAAAGGCUGCAACUUAUCUCGCUAAACUUGAUGCAAAACAGCUGUCACUUGAAGCUUCGACGGUUUCGUUAAUACUAUCUCUCUUCUCAAGGAAAGGGAAAUUAAGGGAGCAUGUAAAAUUGCUUCCGGUAAAGUACCAACCUCCUGAGAUGUUGGACUGACAAUUGAUGCAUUAUUACUUGGAACUUCCUACUGAAAAACAAGGUGGUAUUCACUCAUAGCUACACAAUGGCAUAGCCCCCCACCUUCCUUUUUUGGAAAAUGCAGAAAAUUCAUCCAUUCUGUUGUUGCCUGAUGUUUGAUGUCACGUUCUAGUUAAUAUAACAAGCCUGUGGCCUGAGAGUCAUAUGAGUUUCCCUAUUUUCUGUGAUGAAGAAGGCGUAACUCUGAUCUGGAAAGUUUGGAUAUGUCACACAUUUAGGCCUAUUCAGGGUAUCCAAAUUUGUGGCAGGGUACUUGGCUGCCUACCUCUGGGAAUACCCAAUCUCGGUGUUUACGCAUUUAUGCUUGACCAAGGACAAGGAGUGCAACACAAACACGAUAUAAAAUAUUUUGUUUAACAGCUGUGAUAUUUUUCAGUAAUGCCUCUCUCAACAGUAGUGUUUUUUUUUGGGAAAGCGUUAAGUGCGCGGUAUUCAUGGGUUGCAUACUGGUAAACAGGAUUGAACUGUGUUGUCAUCUAAAAUCUAGUUGCCAGCGCUAGUGCACCUUAGUUAGUAAUAUGAUGUUACUUGAGGGCUAUUAAGCA